This is a messenger RNA of Gopherus evgoodei (Goodes thornscrub tortoise), 5537 nucleotides long. It is a transcript of the gene ZC3H14, whose product is annotated as zinc finger CCCH-type containing 14. Gene Ontology annotation, biological process: regulation of mRNA stability. NCBI's taxonomy places the organism in Eukaryota, Metazoa, Chordata, Testudines, Testudinidae. The record is from RefSeq and is a predicted model, not a curated record. Gene Ontology annotation, molecular function: poly(A) binding; metal ion binding. The transcript has 17 exons. Gene Ontology annotation, cellular component: nucleus; cytoplasm. The coding region runs from base 75 to 2288 and encodes 737 amino acids.
GAGGCCGCGCUCUCUGUGCCGGCCCGGCCUGUGGUGGUAGCGGCGGGGCCCGGGACUCCUCAGACAUUGCGACCAUGGAGAUCGGCACCGAGAUCAGCCGCAAGAUCCGGGGCGCUAUAAAGGGAAAAUUGCAGGAGCUGGGGGCUUAUGUUGAUGAAGAGCUCCCUGAUUAUAUUAUGGUCAUGGUGGCCAACAAGAAGAGUCAGGAGCAGAUGACAGAGGACCUUUCCCUUUUCCUAGGAAACAACACUGUCCGGUUUACUGUAUGGCUACACGGUGUGUUAGAUAAACUUCGGUCUGUAACUACUGAACCUACUAGCCUAAAGUCUUCAGACUCUAACAUCUUUGAGAGCAACUUGCCUUCCAGCAAAAGCAGUUCAUGUGGGAGUGAUGAAAGACGGUGUGAGGAAAUGCUACCACCUCUUGCAGUCUCCAGCACUCGGGCUGAAAGAAACGAUUCCAGAGUUUCAACCAGCUCACAAGAGCAGAGAGCUGCUGCUGCCCGGCAGUCUUAUGAAGAUGGAUCUGCAUCCCGCUUAAUGUCAACAGUCAGGCCUCUAAGAGAGUUGUCGCCUUCUGAAGCUGUGAUUGACAUUAAACCUGAACCAGAUGAUCUCAUUGAUGAAGACCUAAAUUUUGUGCAGGAGAAUCCAUUGUUGUCUCGGAAGAAAGCUGUUGUAACUGUAACUUAUGGAUCUUCCCGUCCUACUGCUGAAAUCUACAGACCACCAGCUAGCAGAAGCACGGACGGCCAUAUACAUUUACAAAGAUUGCCGCAGCAAGGCAGUCUACAGGGUGGUAGGCAGUUGGACAUGGAAAGCUGCAGGUCUUUGGAAACAAUCCCGCUAUGUGAUCCAGAAGCAUUUGGCAGCUUAGCAGAGAGUUACAGGCCCACCUCCAAACUGAGUGCUGAUAAAAUAAGCAGUGAGGAAGAAAGCUCCAGGAAGAGAAAAUUGCCAGUUAUAAGCUCAGUGGUCAAAGUGAAAAAGUUCAGUAAUGAUGGGGAGGAGGAGGAGGAGGAGGAGGAGGAGGAAGACUAUGGGUUACGAAUAGGAAGUAUCUCCAGCAGCGUGUCCGUACCAGCAAAGCCUGAAAGAAGACCUUCACUACCACCCUCCAAACAGGCCAAUAAGAAUUUAAUACUGAAAGCUAUAUCUGAAGCUCAGGAAUCAGUUACAAAGACAACCAACUAUUCCACAGUUCCACAGAAGCAGACAGUUCCAGUUGCACCCAGAACAAGAAUUGCCCAAGAUGAAACUCUAUUAGAAGUGAUCCAUGUACAGAGCCGACCUUCCAGAGUGAGCGCCCAGGUUGAGGCAGAAGAACCCGAGGAACAGAUAUUAGAAAGAAUUCAAGGAACUCAACAAACGCAGCUCUUUUCCCGACUCCAGACUGAACCGUUAAUUGAAGAAACUUUGCAAAUGACUCAAGAUUAUUAUGACGUGGAGUCUGUGGUCCACACUGAUACUAGAUCAUUUAUUCUGAAAAAACCAAAGCUAUCUGAGGAAAUAGUAGUGCUACAGAACCAGGAAUUGGGAAAGAAGGCUGCAGAGGCAAUGCGGGCACUUUCAGGACGUCUUAUACAGACAAGAGAGCAGCUUGCACAACCAGAAAAGCCUGCUAGUCCCAAAUUCAUUGUGACACUGGAUGGUGUGCCCAGCCCACCAGGGUACAUCUCUGAUCAAGAAGAGGAGGAGAGCUGUAUAACUGAAGGAGUAAAGCCAGUUACCCAAAAUGCAGCUGCAAACAAGGGAUUAAAAAGCUUUCAAGCACAGCAGAUGCAGGUUAUAAGCAGGCAGCUGGAGAGCCCUUAUGUGGAGAUGGAGGAAUUGACUGUGCUGCAGAAACAAGAGAAAGUGCUUGAGCGUUGCAAGUACUGGCCUGCCUGUAAAAAUGGAGAUGAAUGUGCAUACCACCACCCCACAUUACCAUGCAAAGUCUUUCCCAGUUGCAAAUUUGCUGAUAAGUGCCUGUUUAUCCACCCCAACUGUAAAUACGAUGCAAAGUGUACUAAGUCAGACUGCCCUUACACUCACGCCAGCCGACGAAUCCCAUUGCCGCCUCCCAAACCAGCACCACUACAAGCACCACCAGCAAUCUCCAACAGUCAGCUCUGCAGAUUUUUCCCUGCUUGUAAGAAAAUGGAAUGUCCAUUUUAUCAUCCAAAACACUGUAGAUUUAACACCCAGUGUACAAGACCAGACUGCCCAUUCUACCAUCCCACUAUUGCUGUACCUCCACGUCAUGCCUUGAAAUGGACUCGAACUCAAACCAGGAACAGUACAUAGGCCCCUGAUAAUCUGACAGUAGAAGAUAAAGGUAAGAGGGAAAGUAGGCAUUAGUAAGCAAUUGUUUUUAAAUAAAGUGAGUUGUUCCACUGUUUUUGAAUUACCAAGCAGUUCAACUGGAAAUCCAAUUUUAAGGAUAAGUGUAGGGAGAAGGCACCAUCUUGAAUCUAUCCUCAAGAGAUUUUCUUGUUCUUCAAGCACUCAACACUGCUGCAAAUACUCUGUUGUAAUCAUCUCCCUCCAGGGAGCACCUGUAACUUAUAUAGCAAAGAUAAACCCAUAUAAAUGGUAACUGUGUAGAAAUAGUUUAAAAUCUGUAAUUCAUCUGUUCAAAUUAUAUGAAUUGUUAAACAAUAACAUGAAUGCACUUUUUUAUUAAAUCUUUUGUAUCUUUUGGGGAACCACAUUUUCACAAAAAUAUACAAAAGAUAUUUUUUUUACAAUUAUUUACAUUAGAUAUCAGAAAACAAUGUUACCUACAUAUUUUAAACUCAAAUGUGACAAAUAUAUUCUUGAAUUCUGAAAUUUAACACUCCAGGAAAUUAUUUUAUCUGCACAAAUAAUAUUUUAAAUUAAUCAAAGUUUAGUUCAUAUUCAAAUUAAAAAAAAAUCUUAUUUUAAAAUAUUUAAUUUAAAAUCUUCAGAUUUUUGCAUAAAUUAACAUAAAACCUACAGUAUUGUAUGAUUACAGGGAUUAGAUGGCCAUGGUCAAAAGCAAAAUGGGAGCACACUUAAAACCAUGAUCCUUAUUACAGUAAUACAUGAACAUAUACCUUUGGACUAGUUUAGAAUACAUUUUUUGGUUAAAGCAAGAGGGAUUGUCUGACAGACACCAUAAUGAAACACAAACAAUCUAAAAAGACAACUGGAUCAAUGAUUUUAAGCUUAACGAACUUCAGUAAGAAAUUUUCCUAGACAAUUGAGCAAAGGAGCAUAGGAUGAAGAACAGUACCGAAACACUGAUUUCCAUCCCUUCUCUCCCGUCCCCGAAAUGAAAAGUAAAACUGCAAAUGAAAUUUUUUUAACAGAAUUUUCGAAUACAUCCAUUAGCUAGCUGCACCUUUCAGAAGCAUCUUUUCUUUUUGGGUAUGAGACAAAAGUGAAUCAAUCAUGAUAGGGCAGCAAAACAGAUUAAUUCCUACACUGGUCUAAUUUCAACGGCUUUGAUGUCUAUCACCUAUUGCUCAAAGUUUAGAAUAAGGCAAUCUGCUGAUGUGCUCCGCUAAUAAAAACAGUAGGUGACCAACCCACAAAGUCAAAAAAAUAUUAAUUUUAAUCUAAGGGGAAUUUUUUCUAAUGAGUGCCAUUUAGAUUGAUUUUACAUUAUUUUAAAUAACUACUGUGGUCUUGAUCUUAUUUUUAUGUAAAACUUUACAUAAAAUGUACAUUUUACCUUUCUUCACGCAUUAAUAAUGCAGCUUUUCCAUUACUUAGUAUAUGUUGUAAACUCAGAAAUGAACUAAAAACAGUUAAACAGUGCUCACAAAUACCAACUAUUUGUUCGUGUUAAAAUUAUAGUAGCUAUUCGAAGCCCAAAAAACACAACACUAUGACAAGUAGUAGCAGUAAAGGAAAAAUAGGCUAGAACUAUGGAAAGCAUUAUCCGACAGCACCAAGAAUUUCACAAAGGAGUAGUAAACCAGCUUUAUCAUGCAGUUUGUGUCAGUGGUGACACUUGGAGUUUCUUUAUAAAAUGAAUUUACUACAGUUCAAAAUAAUCAAGCAUGUCCUGGAUAUAAUACACGUUUGAAACAAUUGUCGAACUGUAAGAAGUGCCUGUCACCGUUCCAUAGUUAUGGCUGAGCAUUAAGUUUUGUGUUUUUAAGUCUUAUACUGAAAGUAGGACUGCAGCCACUUUAUUACGUAGGAAGAUACCGUGUGUCCUCCCAAAACUACAGCAUUUUCCCCUUUGGGCAUAGAAUGAUUUUUUUGAGAAUUUAUAAAUAAAUCUUAAUUAGUUUGACUCUUUCAAAACAGCUGCCUUAGCUGCUUUUGUCCUCAUGGGAGUGAGACUGAAAGUGCCCUUACCUAGCAAAUAUGCCCUCUUUCAAAAUGGCCACCAAUGGGAGGCAGUGGCCAUUUUAAAAGAGGGCAUCUUUGCUACAGUCUCAGACCCAGUGAGACUAGAGGGCUGCCAGUUUGAAAGCAGGCAAUUCUUAUAUUCAUCAGCCCCUGCAGAAGGAGAAACUUUUAAUUAAGAAAAAUGGCAGAAAAUGAACACUAAUCCUAAAACUUCUUUUAAAGAACUACCUGUUACACCAGAUUGAUUCAACAGGUAUGGGAAACUCUGGAGAGAUGUGCAUGGGAAGUUGCGGGGGGAAGGAAUAAAGGAAAUGUCUUUAUGGAUGCAUACUGGGAAACGUGGAGUUUAGGUGUUAGGAGAAAUUGACUAGUACACUCCAGUUGCUUUGCACUGCUCUUGUGUGGGAUUAACAGCAAAAAUAUCUGGUGAAUCUGGUCCUAGAAGAUUUAAGGGUGAUACCACCCUCAUCAAAUCCUUACAAAUAUAAAAUAGCAACAUUCUCUUUGGGUUUCUUGUUUAGUGCUCUUCUAUGACAGCUGAACUAAUAUAAAACUCCCAGGAACUAUUCUAUAUUAAAGAUAAGAUUAAUAGUAUAUAUCAGUAAUUUAGAGAUAAAACCAUUACUGGAAUCUUGUAACAAUUCCCCAAAAAAGCAUUACAAACCCAGGAAAUUCAGAUUUAGGUUAAGUACAAGAGAAAUCCAAAUGUGUUACGGUAUGGAUAAGACACACAAAAUGUUAACUCUGUCUUCUAGUACCACCAUUGGGGGGAGGCGAGGGGGAAGACUUUAAAAUCAGUUUAAUCAAAUGUAGGACUACAAACAUUUAUGCACUCAUCGUAAGUGUAUGGUUAUUGCAUAGUGUCACUAUAGGGCAGAGUUGAGAUUGUUUGGGUGACUCAAUUUCCAUACCUUUACACAUUUGUGUAUUUAUUUUAACUUAUGCCUUAAACUCUCUCCUGAGUUAUUUGUUUCUUGCUCACAAAAGCACUGCAAUUUCUUUUUGAAUCCUUAAAUUACUGAUUUGUACUCACUCGUAACUCCCAUCUCAAUAUAAUUUGUCAGUAAUUCAAAGAUGAACUAAUGAGUACAAGCUCAUUAGCGAGAUUUGUGCAUCUCCCUCCUAAGAGACUGUAAUUUCUGCAGGCAGCUCAUGGGUACCAUUUUCACAAUGUAACAUCUUAUGGAAUUUCACAAUUCUUUUCUUUAGUAGAAAAAACCCAAAGUU